AUGGCUUAUGGUCAAAAGGUUAAUAAGGACAAAACUUCAAUAUGUUUUAGCAAGAAUACAAGGGCAGAGGUGAAGAACGCUAUGAUCAGGAUUGCUGGGGUUAAAGUUAUUGAGUCAUAUGAAAAGUACCUUGGCCUUCAUACCAUGGAUGAAGCUGGUAUGAUCACUAGGAUACCUGUUAGCCAAUGUGGAAGUAGAGAUAAACAGAUUUGGAAAUGUACAAAGAAUGGGAUCUUCACUGUGAGAUCAGCUUAUCACAUGCAAAUUGAUCUUGAGGAGAGUAAGAAAGCUCAGUGUUCUGUUAAUAGGUCUGAUCAUGAUAAGUGGAGUGUAUCGUGGUCCCUUAAGUUGCCUAAUGCUGAGAAGGUUUUUUUUAGGAAGGCAUGUCAUGAAGGUUUACCUACAAAGCUCAAGUUAUAUCAAAGAAAGGUUGUUGAUAAUCCCAUGUGCCCAAUUUGUGACCAGUCUGAGGAAACUGUUGAGCAUGCUUUAUGGUCUUGUGUUGCUGCAAGAGAUGUGUGGGUUUACAGCUACAAGAGAUUGCAGAAAAGCAAGAUUGCAGAUCAGUGCUUCAAAGAAUUGUUGUUUCAUCUGUUUUAUCAAAUGAACGAAAGGGAGCUUAUGGAGAUUGCUAUUAUUAUGUGGAAAUUGUGGAAGAGAAUAAAUGCAUUGGACCUAAUUGAUGAUACAAAUACUAUAUUUGAGGAUGGUGAUCAUCUUAACAAAAGUAAUCCAAACUCUUAUGUUGAAGAUGAAUCUUCUUUUGGGCAUGAUGUGACAAAUGUAGAAUUUAGCUUAACAAAUGAGCACUCAUCUACACAUGACUUGGUAGAUGCAAGACUUAAGUUGGACGACGAUGACAAUGAUUGUGCCGACUUAUAG
Molecule: messenger RNA, 882 nt
Organism: Juglans microcarpa x Juglans regia
Lineage: Eukaryota; Viridiplantae; Streptophyta; Magnoliopsida; Fagales; Juglandaceae
Exons: 3
Coding region: 1-882 (293 amino acids)
Source: RefSeq, a predicted model, not a curated record